Trichobilharzia szidati is the source of this 546-nucleotide messenger RNA. The record is from the annotation of a GenBank genome assembly. Lineage: Eukaryota; Metazoa; Platyhelminthes; Trematoda; Strigeidida; Schistosomatidae.
AUGACCAGGCCUUCCUUGUCAGCGUUUGAUAGACCAACAAUACCAAGUGGAGUUGUAUCAUAUCCGCCUGUAUGUCAGAUAACUUAUAAAUGUUACGUGUGUCAAAGACGAUUUACUGCUCGUUCUUCGUGUCUGCGUCAUAUGACCAAUUUGCAUGGAGCUGUAACAUCAGAGCUGAAGUGGAAUCUUUUGACUGAAACAAAUUAUGUCGCAUCUACUCCAGCUGGACCUAAAAACAAUAACCCUAAUUUGUUGUCGUUGUUGAAUAAUAAUAAUAAUAAUAAUAAUACCCCAGCUACUGGAUCCGGCUCAACAGCACCACCAGCGACGACGUCAUCGUCAUCAUCGUUGUCUAAAUCAGGUGAAUCUGUUCGUGAAGAGAAUGACAGCAGCAGCAGUAGCGAUGGUGUUGUCAGAAAGAUAUUCUUUUGUGCACUUUGUAAUAAGUGUUAUAGGUCACGACAUAGUUUAUUAAGACAUAAAACUUUACAUCAUGGACAGGCGAAUAGUCAGGCAGGCUGGCAAGCAGACUAUUAUUAUUAUUAA